AUGAAUCCUAUUCCUAUUUCAAACUCAAAUUCAUUUUUGGGUUUCGUCCCAUCAAUGGUAAUUUAGCAUUUGCAUGAGAAAAGUAUCAAAAAAGAUAAAAUUAAUUUGCCAGAAAAGUAAUCACUAAAAUCUGUUGUUAUGUUUGCUGAUAUUAGUGGAUUUACAAAUCUAACAGAAACUUUAAGUAAAAGAGGUCCAGAAGGCGCUGAAAUUAUUGCUUUUGCCAUUAAUCGUUAUAUGGAAUUGAUGGUCAAAGAAAUAGGGCGGUCUGGAGGUGAUAUUUUUAAAUUUGCAGGUGAUGCAAUGAUUGUUGUUUGGCCUCCACCCAAGCAUGAAAACCAGCUAUAAAAUACCUGCCGUUAAGCUGUUUAGGCGGCACUUUCAAUUUAAUCCAAAUUAGAUAAUAUGAAUAUCACUGAUGGUGUUAAAUUAUCAGUUAAAAUUGGUUUUGGUGUAGGAGAUUUUUCAAUUAUAUACGUUGGUGGUAUUUUUGGCAGAGCCGAAUAUCUUCCAGCAGGAGAUCCACUUACCUAAGCUUUCAGCGCAGAGCACGAAGCUGAAUCAGGUGGUGUUAUUAACUGUUCUCAGUAGAUCUACGACUUAAUUUAAAAUCAUUUUGAAUGCAAAGUAAAGAAUGCUGACCACAAGAUAUAUUAAGUUUUGAAAGUUAAAGAAAAAGUUAUGGUCAAAGCUGAUGCGAUGAUGAUUAAAGAUAAAAUGAGAGCUUCAGAUAUAGAAAAAAUUAAGUCAGGAGUAUUAUAAUAUGUACCACGUUCUCUCUAAGCUUACAUUUAAUACGAAUAAGAAUAAUGGAGUUCAGAAUUGAGAGUAGUUACAAUUAUGUUUAUGAAUAUAGGUAUUGAUUUAUCUGAUUGCGCUGAUGAAGAAGGUUUAAACAAAAUUUAAAAGGUUAUACAAAUUAUCCAAAAGUGUGUAUACAUGUAUGAAGGUUCUUUAAAUAAAUUUUUGAUGGAUGACAAAGGUUCUACUUUAAUUGUUGUCUUUGGUUUACCUCCUAUUACACAUUAAGAUGAUGCUGUAAGAGCAGUACUCUGUUCUUAUGCAAUCAAAAACUAGCUAAGAAAAUAAAGUUGUAAAUGCAGUAUUGGAAUUGGUACAGGUUUAGUUUUUGCUGGUGUUGUUGGUACUAGUGGUAACAGAAGAGAGUAUUCAGUUAUUGGUGAUAGUGUUAAUUUAUCAGCUCGUAUUAUGUAAAAAGCAUGCGAAUAAUAAGAUGAAAAUUUCAAAAUAUUGUGCUCAGAAGCAACAAUGAAACAAGCUCAAAAUAAAAUAUCAUUUAAAUUUAAAGAUUCAUAUAAAUUUAAGGGAAAAUCUGUCUAUCUUCCAAUUUACUACCCUCUUGAUUUAAAUGACAAGUAACUAAGUGAGUUAGAUAGAGAAAAUAGAUUCCCUUCUCUAAGAACUCAUCUAUUUGCUUUCCCGAUGGAUCCUGAAGAAAAAAAGCUCAAAAAAAAAUUUUUUAAUUUUAUGCACGGGAAGAGUAGAGCAGAGUAACUUUAUGAAGCAAAGCAUCAAGUGCAAAAAUUUUUAGAAUACUGUGAAUUGACAACUGGCAAUCAAAUUCUAAAAGGUUGUCUCAUCAUUCAAGGAGACAUGGGUAUGGGAAAGAGUCUCUUUUUAAGAAAUUUGAUUUACGAAACUCAGGCACAUAUCGAUAAAAGUAGUAAAAAAAUAUAAUAUGAAUAUAAUGAAAGACCUAGAAUAAUAGUUUCCAAUCUUGAUCCUUCAAAUAAAUUCAAAAAGAUGAAUAUCAUGCGUUCAGUUCUUAAAGAAAUAAUUUCAAUUAUAGAAUAAAGAGUAUAUGAACAAAGUCAGCUCUAACAGUUAUUUGGUGAAAAAAAAUAUAAUCAAAUAUUCAAAAAAGAUAAAGAUGGAGACUCUAAAAAUAGAUAAGUUCUUGAUGACAGAAAGUAUUUCAAAAUAGCUAAUUUUAUAGAUAAAGGAAUAUUUCAAUCGGACAGUAUCAGAAUAGGCGAUAACUCAAAUAAAGAUUAUUAAAAAAGAAUAUAAGAUUUUAAAGAAAUUUGUGGUUUAACUGAAUAUAACUAUGUAGAAAAUUUCCCACCUCCCUUCAAUACUUUGAAAGAAAAAGAAUUCAAAGAAAGACACAAAGAAGAAAAGAAAUAACUUUCAAAAUUAGCCCUUGAAAUCUUUUCAAUUUACUUUUGUCAAACUUUAUAAAAAGGCUCUAGAAAAGACUCUACUACUUCUAUUGGUAGUCAAGAAAGUAACAAUGACUCACAAAGAAGAUAUAGAGAAAAAAUAGCUCCUCUUGUUUUAUGUCUUGAAGAUCUCCAAUAUGCUGAUCCUUACUCUUUCAAAUUGUUAAAAGACAUUCUUAAAAAAUUUGAUAGAGUCUUUAUUAUCGGAGCCAUGAGAAAUGCUUCUAUAGAAAAACCUAGUUUCCCAACUCCCUUCCUUCCACCUUAGGAGGUAUAAAAUUAGAAUUUCAUAAUGUAAGUUAAAGAAACUUUAUAUGAUGCAGAGCACAGAAACAUGGAUAACGAUUCAUUCAACUCUGAUAUUGAUAAAUAAACAGAUUUGUGCAAAAUAAUUGAAAUCAAUGGGUUACCUAUGGAUGAAAUAAAAUAGAUAAUAAAGGAAGUUUAUAAUUUAGAGAAACUAAGUUAUAUACAAAAAAAAGUCUAAUAAAUAGAAACUUAAGGAAAUAAUAAUUAAAAUAUAUAAAAUGGAAAUGGACACCAAGAACAGCAUAUUGUGAAUUAAAUGCAGAAUAAUUAGUAUAAUAAAAAAUUAGAAUAAGAAAUUAAACUGAAAGAGAAGAUAACUGAAUACGAAAAAGAUAAUUUUAGCUAUCUUUUCUUUUCUAAAAUUAAAAAUGAACUUGCAUAUUUCCCUGACCAUCUUUUUCACAAUUUUUUGUACUUGAAAACAUCAGGAAAUCCUUUAACUGCUUUACAUUUGAUAGAUAACUUACUUAAAUAGAAGCUUCUUAUCAUUAAAGACUUUAACUUUAAACCAAAUACCCCAGAAAUCGAGGAUGAGCUAAAUAACAUUUAUAAUUAUGAUGAAUUAGAACCUAAAACUGGAUAUAUCACUCCUCAUCUUAAAAAAGCAAUUUUGCUCGAAGAUUUGGUAACUAUCGAUGUUCCUUUAUGUAAAUACAAUGUGAAUACUCCAAUACAGGAUAAACUAGGAUGCUUGGAUUUGCUUAUUUUAAAAAUAGCAAGUGUGAUUGGAGAUAUUUUUGAUUUGUAAACUCUGAUCAAAGUGCACCCAUUUGGAAAUGUAUUAAAAACAGAUAAAUUAGUUGAAGCUCUAAAUGCUUUAACUGAUUAAAAUAUUUUAGAAGUCAUAGACUAAAAUGAGAACAACGUCAUUUAUAGAUUCUGUCAUUCAUUUGUAAGGGAAACUCUCUAUUAGCGAUUGAUUUAUACAUAAAGGAGAUAAAUUCAUUUGAUUGUUGCAGAAACUUUCUAAAAUACCUUGUCUCUUCCAUACAACGAAGAAGAAGACAUUGAAAAACUUAAAUAUUAAUGGCUACUUGGAGAAAAUUCUAAAGACAUAUCUAUUGAUAAUCUACCUCAUAAGGCUAAAAGAUCUAUUAUUGUUAAAAAGAUUUAAUCUCAACUCACGGCAUCUGCAAGUAGCGCUAAUACCAUGAUUAAAGAGGAUUAUUUAUAUAAGAAAUCAGACUUCAGUAAAUAUAGCUGGGCGGAGCGUUUUGUAUUGAUGAGCACAAAGGAUAUUAGGUAUUACUAUAAUAGAGAGGAUUCUAAAGAAAAACCAGAAGAAUAUUUAGGAGCUAUUCCUCUAAGAUUUAUUUAUGAAGUUAAUAUGCUUGAUCCUAAAUAAUAUGGUAGAUCAGAUUAUCCUUUUAUCAUUAAAGCAAGUAAUUGGUAUAAAAAAACUAAAUAAUGUUCAAAGAGAGAUUUCUUCUUCACAUGUAAAACUUAAGAAUAAUAUGAAGAAUGGUACAUUUAUUUGAAUAUUGCUAAAACGAAAGCCCUUUAAGAUGAAUUCCAUAGAGAGUAUGGUAAAGUAAACAUCUUAAAAGGAGGUUUGGAUAUUGAUGUAACAAUCAAAAAUUUAAUUGAAUAAAAAAAGUCUCAGAUUUCUACCAAAAUAGAUGCUGCUAAAAGAUAAAGAAGAAAUACAUACCUUUCAGGCAGCAGUCCUAGCAACAAGAAAUACAAAGACAAACCAAAAGAUAUCGACAACACUGAGGAGUAAAACCAAAAUCAGUAAAAAAUAUAAGAAAGUUUAAAGCAAAUGCUGGAAAUUUUCAUAAAAAGAGGGAUGAUUCUCUUUUUUAGUCAGCUAUUUGCCUAGUCCUACCAUACUUAGGAUGGUAUCAGAACUUUUGGGGAAACCACCAAAGCUUUUAGGACAAUACCUUUUGAACCAAUUUAAUUGUAACAUAGCAACUACAGGUCCUAAAAUAGUAUUUCACAUAAAGCUUCUGUUGAUUAUGAAGAUUCAGAUGGACUUUCAAAGGGAAAUAGCCCAAUAUCUUCAAUUAAUCCUGCUUUUGCUAUGAUAAAUAAAAAUGUAAUUUUAGAUGACUAAGGAAACAAAAAGAGAGUAACUAUUUUAGUAAAUUCAGAUAAUAAUUCGCCUUCUCAUAGACCUAAAAAUGAACCACGUAAAUCUAUUCUCAUGAAGAGUAGUGGAGUUUCUACUAUAUUUGGGCUAAACGAAAGCUAAGGCUAUCAAAGCUAAACACCCUCCGAAACUAAUAUUCCUGUAAAUGGCUCUAAAAACUACAAUUUAGAACAGGAUAAUACUCCAAGUAAAAUAGUACUGAGCAAAGUAGCAUGUGAUAAUGAAGAAAAUUCUUCAGCUACUAUUCAAAAUGCUAAUAAUAAUAUGCCAGGUGGAAUCAGUUCAACUUCCAAAAAUCAUAAUUAUGAUAAUUCUGAAAAUAGGUCCCCUUCCAAGCCACCCUUGCAAUAAUCAAAGUAACCAGCCCUACCUCCUUAGUUGAAGCAAUAAAUUCAAGCAAUAUCUUAAAGACCUUAGUAUGUGGAAAAUUCAUAUGAAGAAGAAAAUUAAUAAAAAUAUUUUCAAAAUGGUUCUUAAAAUAGUAUGAAGAGACCACUUUUAUAAUCGUCUUCACCACCGUUAAAAUAUAAUGAAAAUGAACUAACAUAACCUAAACUGCUAGUGAAUGAUAAAGUAGAAGAGUUUGAUGGUGUUGGAGGACUCUAAUUUAAAAAUAGAUAAGAAAAUUAAUCACCAGAGCAAAGUCCUCCUUCAAGUUAUAGAAGGAGUGUAUCACCUAAUAAUUUACCAAACAAUAGCAGAUUUAAUGUUAAUGCUAAAAUCACAAAUAAUGUAGUUGAUAUGAAGAGAUCAAGCACUCAGAGCACUUUGAAUCCCAUGUUGAAUGCUCAAACAAACAACACAAAUAGCUUUUACAAUACAAAUAAUCAAAGCUAUCUAUUGAGCAUGAACUCUUCGCCAUCAAUUAAUCCUUAAUCUAACUCUAUGAUAAAUUAAAAUAGUUUCAACUUGUAUAAUGACAAAAGUUAAAACUAAAAUAUCAAUGACUUUUCUAGAAAUUAAUUUGAUGACACUAUUUAAAGCACUUAUAAAUAGAAUCACUUUAAUAAUUCGCAAAUUAGGCAUCCAUCAUCUUUGAAUUAAAUCGGAAAUUAAUUUAUAAGCUCUAAGCAAAGCGAAUAGUUCUAUGAAGAGGAAUAAAGCAGAAUCAGAGUUCUGUCAGGAAAUUAAAAUAUUUAAUCUGACUUCCAAAAAAAGAUGAAUAACAACAACUCAUCUAGAAUCAGCAAAAUUUCAUAAUAAAACGACAUGGUUCCCAUAUCCAAAAUCAAUAACAUCUAUGGAGACAAAACUUACCUAGCAAAAGCUCUGAAGGUCUAAAAUCCUAUUAAGGGUGAUCUAAAAUUAGAAGAGGGGAGUAUGUAUGAAGUUAAAAUAAGCAAAAAUUUGAAUUAAGAAUAUGUUUAAAUAGUUGCUAAUAAUAAAUCAGGUAUAUUCAAGAAGGAGAUAUUCAAAUUUAUCAAUAAUCCUGAAUUGAAUACCUAUUAAUUUAGUGCUAGUAAGUAUACUCCUAGCUAAAGUAUGGGAUACGAUUAUCCUUAAUAAAGACAAGUAGAUAAUAUACCACUCACCAAUUCUUUGAAUAUGGACAGCUAAAAUUUAUCUAGUUAUUAAUAAAUGGAUUAUUCUAAAUAAAUUCCUCUCUCAAAUGUCACUCCAAUAUCCAUGUACCAAAGAUCAUUUUAAAGAAACAUCUAAAAAAAUAAUUAAAGCCAAUACUUUUGA
This is a messenger RNA of Tetrahymena thermophila SB210, 6273 nucleotides long. Its product is annotated as PH domain protein. NCBI's taxonomy places the organism in Eukaryota, Ciliophora, Oligohymenophorea, Hymenostomatida, Tetrahymenidae. The record is from RefSeq and is a predicted model, not a curated record. Gene Ontology annotation, biological process: cyclic nucleotide biosynthetic process; intracellular signal transduction. The transcript is spliced from 13 exons.